CGAUGCUGUCGCCGCAAAGUAGUGAGCUGAACAGAGGGCGAGGAGCUAAGAAAAUGAGUGGAAUACAGUUUGACCAUUUACUUCCAAGUAGGCAACAUUGAAUCUAUUGCCAUUACAUCCCCACCUAACAUGGGUAUGGAGUGCGCGAAUGGAAUGCUGCAGCUUGCGGCUGAAGCGUUUCAAUCUAAAAACUUCGAGCUGGCGGCUGACAUCUACGAAUGCCAACUGCUGCACAUCAACGAUCCUGCUUCUCAGCUGGAACUGUUGGUGAAGAGGGCAGAUGCUCUCGCGUACGGUGGUAAGGUACCCGAAGCCUUCGAAAUGUACAAGAAAGCCUCAGAAAUCGAAAGACUACGGCCUGUUCACCUGGAAAAUCUGAUAGAAUAUCUCGUUUACAGUAUUAAAAGAAAGGAGGACGCAAAUGAUCACCACCGGCUACAAGGCGACGUUAAAGAAUACGAUGCUUUCUCAUGCAGGAUAUGUUAUGGAUUUCUGUAUGAGCCGGUUACAUUGCCUUGCGGACAUUGCUUUUGUAAAAAGUGCCUGGAUAGAGAAAAGACUCCCGUCUGUUGCAAAGAGUGCAAUGGCAGUUCCAAAAUUGCCGAUGUUAACAGUUACAGAGUUAAUGUAAUUCUCAGUAACUUGCUUUCGAAGUGGUUUCCUAUUCAAUUACAUGCUGUUCAGUUGAGACGUGAGGGGAAUGGAUUGUACGCAGAAAAAAGAAUGGGAGCUGCUUUGGAAAAAUACAACGAAGCAAUACAAAUAGCACCAAGGGACCAUGUGUUAUUCAGCAAUCGAUCACAGAUCAAUUACAGUCUAAAGAACUAUGAGGAUGCCCUACGUGAUGCAGAACUGGCCUGCAAACUCAUGCCUCUGUGGUCAAAGGGACACAUAAAGAGAGCUCAAGCUCUUGUCACUCUUGGGAAGACAGAAGAAGCUUUAAGAGAAUACCUAGUCUGUAUUUCCUUAGAGUCUGACUGCAAAGUAGCCAGAACAGAGGCUCAGAAGAUCCUGGCGGAUCUCUUGGGCCCUGAGACUGACCAUGUCCACACCAGGAUGCUGGACUGUUCAAGUCUGAUAUCUUCCAGAUCCAGAAUUAAAGGCUCCAUCCUACACCCCCCCACCUCUGGCAGGCUUGUAGACCCUGCCCAGCCCUACAAGAAGUGCAAGGUGGUCAACACCAGCAGAACAGCCUCUGAGGACAAGCUGGCCCCCCCUUGUCCCCAGUCCGACCCCAGGCAAGCAGCCUGCCCGAGGGGGAAGACCGAGUGCUGCAAGGUCAAAGGUGAAGAGGAGGAGGUCGAUGGAGCUCUUCACGCCACCGUCAUCGACAGGAGCCUUUUUCUCAAGCGCAAACGUAGCACAGAUGAGGACAUUAGCGAAGACGCCAGCAAGCGGCCACAUUCCGAGGUCGUCCAGAGCGAAAGAAAUACGUCCUGGAGUGAGGUGGUGGGAGACCUUAUUGACCCCACAGACCUGGAGUGUUCCCUCUGCAUGAGGCUGUUCUAUGAGCCUGUCACCACUCCCUGUGGACACACCUUCUGUCUCAAGUGUCUGGAACGGUGUCUGGACCACAACCCUAAGUGUCCCCUCUGCAAGGAGGAGCUUUCUGAGUACCUGGCUCAGAGGCAGUACUGUAAGACCAUCCUUAUGGAGAACCUUAUCUACAAGUACCUGCCGACAGAGCUACUGGAGAGGCAGAAUGUCAACCAGGAAGAAAUGGCUGAAUUAUCCAAUCUCAACAAGAACGUGCCUAUCUUUGUCUGCACCAUGGCCUUUCCGACUGUGCCCUGUCCGCUGCACAUCUUCGAGCCCUGCUACCGCCUGAUGAUCCGCAGAUGCAUGGAGACUGGCACCAAGCAGUUUGGGAUGUGUCUGGGGGACUCCCUCAAAGGGUUUGCGGACUAUGGCUGCCUGCUAGAGAUCCGUAACGUGGAGUUCUUCGCCGACGGACGCUCGGUGGCGGACACCAUCGGCUGCAGGAGGUUCAAGGUCAUCCAGCACAGCCAGAGGGACGGCUACAACACAGCCGACAUCGAGUACCUGGAGGACGUCAAGGUGGAGGGGCCGGCGAAGCAGGAGCUGCAGUGUCUUCAUGAUGCAGUGUACGACCAGGCCCUGGUCUGGGUCAACUCCCUGAAGCCUGAGCAGAAGGAGCGCAUCGUGGGCCACUUCGGACCCAUGCCAGAGAAAGACUCCCAGCCUCAGGCCAGUCCCAACGGUCCGUCUUGGUGCUGGUGGCUGCUAGCAGUUCUGCCCCUAGAGGGUCGCGCCCAGCUGCCCUUCCUCGCACUCACCUCCCUCAAGGACCGUCUCAGCGGCAUCCGCAGGGUGCUGCUCUUCAUGGCCCGCAAUCGCCAGCGGUGACUCUAAACAGCCUCGCUCAUUCCGCAUCCUCCACGCCCCCUAGCCUCAGAGACCGUCUCAGUGUCCCACUGAACUGUCCCAGCCCCCCUCCCUUAUAUACCCCUCAUGUAGCUCCUCCCCCCCCCCCCCCCCCCCGAGAUACUUCCUACAAGGACUUCCUCGUCUAAGUGGCUAUCUGUCUGACUGUACGUUUUGCAAAACAAACAAAAAAAGACCAAAUCGCUGAGUUAUCAAGCCUUUAUGUAAAUACUAGACUUGGGCAAGAAAGUGACAAUGAUUCUUCACUAUCUGUGCGUUGAAGAUUGGGUGUCUUCCUACCAAGUUUGCUUUCUCCCUCCUUCUUCCAAGAACUACAAGCUCAAAUGGACCGUGAUCUUUGAAUCUGAGUGCUUUAAGACUGAUAUGGAUUUUGUGUCAAUGAUUUGAUUUGUUUUAUAUUUUUAUCCUCCCCGUUAUUUAUAAACGUGUGUGCAUGCAAUAUUGUUUACAUGAGCAGGAUGCCGAAAGCUGAACUAAUAGAUAGCUUGUUUCCAAAGGGUUUAACCUAUUAAAUCAACACCUACCAACAUACAUAUAAAAAACUUAAAAGAAAAGGACUAUUCUGUCCAGACAAACCAACUACCAAGUGUAUCUGAGUUCCAUUGAGGCCUAGACUAGUCACUUUUUUCUCCAGAGGAUUAUCAUAUGUUUCCCUGACCCACAGUGAAGGUAUAAAAGACCUGGGUCAUUUACCAUUCGUAAAUACUAGAAAGAAGAAGUACUUCACGCAGCACAAUAGAACAGCACCAAACAGUGCAAACCUUGAGUUCAAACGAACACGCUUCAAAAGUAUUUAUUCGGUGUACUUGACUUUGGUUUGUUGGUGGCUAUACUAGGUACAAUUAAGGAUCAAGUAUUUAUUGGUAUUUAUAUGUUCAACUUGCACUUCUAGUUUGAGUAAGGGAUUAUUAGGGAAGUAUGUCAUUGACUGGGAUAUGGUCUGUAGUGCUUCCCCAACUACAAACAAUUUCCCUGCAUGCUUUUUGGUGAGAGGUUACCGAACCUUGCCUUCAGAAAAGUACGUUUUUCAACGUUGAAUGAUACAUAUUCCUUUGUUCGCCACACGUUUUCAUCGUUUUCUACUAUCAUUUCCAUGUCAUGAUGUUGUCCUUUUUCUACAAAACCUAUUGGUAGAAAAAGGAUAAAUGCAAGAUGUUUUGUAUUCGAAGGGCCAAUACCAUGUAACUGUAUAGAGGACUGUACAGGCAUAUAUCCUCAGUUGUCUGUGGCAUAAAUAUAUUCUCUGAACUUAAUGGACUGUUCAAAGGCCACAACAACUUAAAACAGUAAUGGCAAUAACUGCUCUUAUUUCUGCAUACCAGAGAUUGGCUGAGAAAGGGGGUAGAACUAGUUGAAUGUCACUUUGCAAUCACAGUUGUUGGGAAGUAUCAGCUUUCAGUACUGCAGUUGGAAUAUCAGUCUGACCACCCUGACAGUUUCCUGUUAAUGUUUAGGGUGUUUGGUAUCGAAUAGCUGGAAUUCAACUUAUUGCCCUAAGAAAUUCUCUUUGCUCUCUGUAUUGGAAAUUGUGUUGCAAUGACCCAAAUGUUCCUCAAUAUGCCUGUUCAACUUUGGAUACGUAAAAAUAAUCUUUCUUGACUGAGGAACAACCCUGUAACACCACA
Messenger RNA from Osmerus eperlanus (European smelt), 4031 nucleotides. Its product is annotated as LON peptidase N-terminal domain and RING finger protein 3-like. Lineage: Eukaryota; Metazoa; Chordata; Actinopteri; Osmeriformes; Osmeridae. The coding region runs from base 130 to 2367 and encodes 745 amino acids. The record is from RefSeq and is a predicted model, not a curated record. The transcript has 12 exons. Gene Ontology annotation, molecular function: protein binding; ubiquitin protein ligase activity.